Vitis riparia (riverbank grape) is the source of this 2772-nucleotide messenger RNA. RefSeq names its product G-type lectin S-receptor-like serine/threonine-protein kinase At1g11330. Bases 123 to 2603 code for a protein of 826 amino acids. Gene Ontology annotation, biological process: protein phosphorylation; recognition of pollen. Gene Ontology annotation, molecular function: protein serine/threonine kinase activity; ATP binding. Lineage: Eukaryota; Viridiplantae; Streptophyta; Magnoliopsida; Vitales; Vitaceae. The transcript is spliced from 7 exons. The record is from RefSeq and is a predicted model, not a curated record.
CACAUUUUCUCUCUGACAAAAUGUGAACGCCAUUAAUUCCUUCCUUAUGACUUUGCUGAUGAGAACAUUAUACAUGAACUAGCAAGCACUUCACCGAAGUGUGAGAGUUGUUUUUGGUUACCAUGAGAAGGCCAAGUGUGAGACCUGUGUCUCUCUUACUUACCUGUUUUUGGUUUGUGUUCGGCUGUUCUGCCAUAGACACCAUUACAUCCACCCACUUCAUCAAAGACCCUGAAACUAUAGUCUCCAGUGGAAGGGUUUUCAAACUGGGUUUCUUUAGCCUUGAUGGUUCAAGUAAUCGGUAUGUUGGAAUCUGGUACAACACCACUUCACUGCUCACUAUCAUAUGGGUAGCCAACAGGGACAGACCCCUCAAUGAUUCUUCCGGUGUUCUCACCAUAUCUGAAGAUGGUAAUAUUCAAGUUUUGAAUGGCCGGAAGGAGAUUCUGUGGUCAUCCAAUGUUUCAAACCCCACAGGAGUCAAUUCAAGUGCCCAGCUUCAGGAUUCUGGAAAUCUUGUUCUGCGAGAUAACAACGGGGUGAGCGUAUGGGAGAGUUUGCAAAACCCUUCUCACUCAUUUGUGCCACAGAUGAAAAUUAGUACUAACACACGUACGGGUGUGAGAAAAGUACUGACAUCAUGGAAAUCUUCCUCGGAUCCAUCCAUGGGAAGCUUCACUGCAGGAGUUGAACCUCUAAACAUCCCUCAAGUUUUCAUCUGGAAUGGAAGUCGGCCAUAUUGGCGUAGUGGUCCAUGGGAUGGUCAGAUCUUGACGGGAGUAGACGUGAAAUGGAUUACUCUUGAUGGGCUUAAUUUUGUUGAUGAUAAAGAAGGUACCGUUUAUAUAACUUUUGCUUACCCGGAUUCAGGUUUCUUCUAUGCCUAUGUCUUGACUCCUGAAGGAAUACUAGUGGAAACAUCCAGGGAUAAAAGGAAUGAGGAUUGGGAAAGAGUAUGGAAGACCAAGGAGAAUGAGUGUGAAAUUUAUGGCAAGUGCGGGCCAUUUGGACACUGCAACUCGAGGGACUUACCAAUUUGUAGCUGUUUGAAAGGGUAUGAGCCAAAGCAUACACAGGAAUGGAACAGAGGGAAUUGGACUGGUGGAUGUGUGAGGAAGACGCCAUUGCAAUGUGAGAGAACCAAAAAUGGCAGUGAAGAGGCCAAAGUAGAUGGGUUUCUCAAGUUAACAAACAUGAAAGUGCCAGACUCUGCAGAGCAGUCAUAUGCUCUUGAAGAUGAUUGCAGACAGCAAUGCUUGAGGAAUUGUUCCUGUAUAGCUUAUUCAUAUCAUACAGGCAUCGGGUGUAUGUGGUGGAGUGGAGAUUUAAUCGACAUACAAAAACUGUCUAGCACAGGGGCACAUCUUUUCAUCCGCGUUGCACAUUCAGAACUAAAACAAGAUAGAAAGAGAGGCGCGAGAGUAAUUGUUAUUGUUUCAGUGAUUAUAGGGACAAUUGCCAUUGCCCUCUGCACUUACUUCUUAAGGAGGUGGAUUGCCAAACAAAGAGCAAAGAAGGGGAAAAUUGAAGAGAUAUUAUCCUUCAACAGAGGAAAAUUUUCUGAUCCCAGUGUCCCUGGAGACGGUGUGAAUCAAGUCAAACUUGAAGAGCUGCCACUGAUCGAUUUUAAUAAGCUUUCAACUGCAACAAACAAUUUCCAUGAGGCCAAUAAGCUGGGGCAGGGUGGUUUUGGUCCUGUAUACAGAGGAAAAUUGGCAGGAGGACAAGACAUAGCAGUGAAAAGACUUUCAAGAGCAUCUACACAAGGGCUAGAAGAGUUUAUGAAUGAGGUGGUGGUGAUUUCUAAACUCCAACACAGGAAUCUUGUUAGACUAUUUGGCUGCUGCAUUGAAGGAGACGAGAAGAUGUUGAUCUACGAGUUCAUGCCGAAUAAGAGCUUGGAUGCUUCUCUCUUUGAUCCUGUCAAGCGGCAGUUAUUAGAUUGGAGGACACGGUUCAAGAUUAUUGAAGGAAUUGGCCGAGGCCUUCUUUACCUUCACAGAGAUUCUAGAUUACGAAUUAUCCAUAGAGACCUCAAGGCAGGUAAUAUUUUAUUGGAUGAAGACUUGAAUCCUAAAAUUUCAGAUUUUGGUAUGGCCAGAAUAUUUGGAAGCGAUCAAGAUCAAGCCAAUACUAAAAGGGUUGUUGGAACAUAUGGCUAUAUGUCUCCCGAGUAUGCAAUGCAAGGACGAUUUUCAGAAAAAUCAGAUGUCUUCAGCUUUGGAGUACUUUUGUUAGAGAUUGUGAGUGGGAGAAAGAAUAGUAGCUUUUACCAUGAGGAGUAUUUUACCCUUUUGGGAUAUGCAUGGAAACUGUGGAAGGAAGACAAUAUGAAAACAUUAAUAGAUGGAAGUAUAUUAGAAGCAUGCUUCCAAGAGGAGAUAUUGAGAUGUAUACAUGUGGGACUGUUAUGUGUACAAGAAUUGGCUAAAGACAGGCCAUCCAUUUCAACUGUUGUGGGAAUGAUUUGUAGUGAAAUCGCACAUCUUCCACCCCCAAAGCAACCUGCAUUUACUGAGAUGCGGAGUGGCACAGAUACAGAAUCCUCCAAUAAAAAGUGUUCCCUAAACAAAGUCAGCAUUACCAUGAUUGAGGGUCGCUAGCAUGCCAUGCUGCAAUAUUAAUGUUUGAUCCUUUUUUUCUUUAGUAUAUUAUUCAACUCAAGAACUCUAGUUGAGAUCCCUAAAAAUAUAAACUUGUGCGCCUUUAAUUAUCUUAUGAAGUUAUUGUAAUUUUCAGUAAAGCAAUGCAUAUCAAGUAUCUUUCCUUCGU